CAACAAUAGAGGAACAAGGGCAGCAAAGUGUUCUACGAUACCGGAUUUUGGGCUAUCUCUGCCAUUUUCUGUGUGGCAAUGGCCGAGAUUCUUUGCCUAAUGGUGGCAGAGGAGAUGUCGGUCGUAUAAAAAGCAAGUGCUUGGCCUGAAAUCGAUAUCAGUUCAUUAAGCUCCAUUGCAAAAGUACGAAACACUUCCAGCUUAACCCAAUAACAGCAAUAUGAAAUUCCUCGUGUGCUUGGCUUUGUUCGUGGCUGCCGCUUCUGCCGGUGUUGUAGCUCCUAUUACCACUUAUAGUGCGGCUGUACCAGCAUACACCUCAUAUGCUGCUGCUCCUGCAUACACCACAUAUGCUGCAGCUGCUCCCGCCUACACAUCAUCGGUAUAUAGCGCACUGCCCGCUUACACUUCAUCGGUGUACAGUGCAGCCCCCGCCUAUACCUCCUCUGUGUACAGUGCUGCGCCUGCCUACACCACAUAUGCAGCUGCUCCAGCCGUAGCAGUAGCACCUGCCGCUUACGCCGCCCCUGCUGUUUACUCCACUCUGUUGAAGAAGAAGUAAAUUGUAUCCUUUGAGAUUGGAAUUGAUGAA
Messenger RNA from Stomoxys calcitrans (stable fly), 592 nucleotides. Its product is annotated as cuticle protein 38-like. The record is from RefSeq and is a predicted model, not a curated record. NCBI's taxonomy places the organism in Eukaryota, Metazoa, Arthropoda, Insecta, Diptera, Muscidae. The transcript is spliced from 2 exons. Bases 221 to 562 code for a protein of 113 amino acids.